AUGACGGUUCCUCGCAGAGGGCUCGCCUCAGUGAUAGACCCCUCCAUUGGCCUGACUGAAGAGCAGAAGGAAUUUCAGAAGGUGGCCUUUGAUUUUGCCUCCAAAGAGAUGGCUCCUAACAUGGCCUUGUGGGAUGAAAAGGAAAUUUUCCCGGUGGAAACAAUGCAGAAGGCGGCACAGCUUGGCUUCGGUGGGAUCUACACCAGUCCUGAUGUUGGCGGGUCAGGAUUGUCACGUUUGGACACAUCUGUCAUUUUUGAGGCCCUGUCUACGGGUUGUGUCAGCACCACAGCAUACAUGAGCAUUCACAACAUGUGUGUUUGGAUGAUCGAUACCUUUGGAAAUGAAGAACAGAGACACAGAUUCUGUCCUCCCCUCUGCAGUAUGGAGAAAUUUGCAUCUUACUGUCUGACAGAGCCAGGCAGCGGAAGUGAUGCUGCGUCAUUGCUGACAUCGGCGAAGAGAAACGGCGACUGCUAUAUUCUGAAUGGAUCUAAGGCGUUUAUUAGCGGUGCUGGCGACACCGAUGUGUAUGUUGUGAUGUGUCGUACAGGGGGCAGCGGAGCUCGAGGAAUUUCCUGCCUAGUGGUAGAAAAGGGGACACCGGGCCUGAGCUUCGGCAAGAAAGAGAAGAAGGUGGGAUGGAACUCUCAGCCAACGCGAGCAGUGAUAUUUGAGGACUGCGCGGUCCCUGUAACAAAUCGGCUGGGACAGGAAGGACAGGGCUUUGGGAUCGCAAUGAGGGGGCUGAACGGAGGAAGGAUAAACAUUGCCUCCUGUUCUCUGGGGGCCGCCCCACGCCUCCGUCCUGCUCACCCGCGAUCACAUGGCUGUGAGAAAGCAGUUUCGGGGAGCCUUUGGCUAAUUACCAGUAUCUUCAGUUCCGACUGGCAGAGAUGGCGACACAGCUGGUGACGGCACGACUUAUAGUGCGACACGCGGCCCAGGCACUCCAAGAGGGACAUGGCGAUGCGGCGACUCUCUGCGCUAUGGCAAAGCUGUAUGCCACAGAUGAGUGCUUUAAGGUUUGUAACCAGGCGCUCCAGAUGCAUGGAGGAUACGGGUACUUGAAAGAUUACGCUGUUCAGCAGUACGUCCGUGACAUCCGUGUUCAUCAGAUCCUCGAAGGGACCAAUGAGGUGAUGAGGAUGAUUGUGGCCAGGAACCUUUUGCAGGGAUGA
Molecule: messenger RNA, 1181 nt
Organism: Staurois parvus
Lineage: Eukaryota; Metazoa; Chordata; Amphibia; Anura; Ranidae
Source: the annotation of a GenBank genome assembly